UGCUCAGGCUGCUCCUCUGCUGCCCUCCCUGUGCCUGCAGUCCCUCUAUAAAACCCAGAGCCUCCCAGGCGCCUCCUGCAGCCACCUGCGACCCUCCCUGCUCCCAGCCUGCUGAGAUCUCGCCUGGCCUCCAGGCAUGAGGCUGCUCUGCUGGGUGUUUGCUACGCUCCUGCUUUUCUCCUUGGCCAGCCCAGGGUGUGGGCAGUAUAAGGGUGCUUGUGAUGGGUACUGUGCCCACUUGUGUGCCAAAAGAGACGAGUGGACCUUCAGCCACACCUGCGGGAAGAUGUACUGCUGCAUCCCCCCACCCAAAAAGGGAAGAUGACUGUGACAGGGCCCAGCUGUGGAGGAAGAGCAGCACUCAUGGAGGGGCUCCCAGCCCUGUGCUCAUUUUGUGAUGCAGACCUUCAGUGUUGUGAAGUAAAUAGAGGCAGAUCUGA
This is a messenger RNA of Pogoniulus pusillus (Red-fronted tinkerbird), 440 nucleotides long. RefSeq names its product small basic protein 1-like. The transcript has 2 exons. The record is from RefSeq and is a predicted model, not a curated record. NCBI's taxonomy places the organism in Eukaryota, Metazoa, Chordata, Aves, Piciformes, Lybiidae. The coding region runs from base 137 to 325 and encodes 62 amino acids.